Molecule: messenger RNA, 1062 nt
Organism: Gadus chalcogrammus (walleye pollock)
Lineage: Eukaryota; Metazoa; Chordata; Actinopteri; Gadiformes; Gadidae
Exons: 5
Coding region: 39-1007 (322 amino acids)
Biological process (GO): nucleosome assembly
Cellular component (GO): nucleosome
Molecular function (GO): structural constituent of chromatin; DNA binding; protein heterodimerization activity
Source: RefSeq, a predicted model, not a curated record
CAGUGUCUCAUUGAGUAGACUACCAAAGCUUCUGGAAAAUGUCAGGACGCGGCAAAGGAGGAAAGGGGCUCGGAAAAGGAGGUGCCAAGCGCCAUCGUAAAGUACUUCGUGAUAACAUCCAGGGAAUCACCAAGCCCGCCAUUCGCCGUCUGGCCCGUCGUGGCGGUGUGAAGCGUAUCUCCGGCCUCAUCUAUGAGGAGACCCGCGGUGUCCUCAAGGUGUUCCUGGAGAACGUGAUCCGUGAUGCCGUCACCUACACCGAGCACGCCAAGAGGAAGACCGUCACCGCCAUGGAUGUUGUCUAUGCCCUGAAGAGGCAGGGACGCACCCUGUACGGUUUCGGCGUCCAGUGGGACAUAGAGUCUCUGGUGUGCUUCGCCCAACCAGACAAUGCUGCACCCAGAGGCAGAGGUCAGCGUGCCUUCAGCCCGGCGGGCCUUCGUCCGCCGUCGCCGUCAGACAUGGAGAAGGACACGGACGGCUCUGCAGCAUGCCUCGGUCCAGAUGAAGUCCAGCUCUACCCCGCCCCCAAGCCCCCUCCUCCACCGCGAGUCAUUGAUGGCUCAGAGACCUUCACUGCUCACCAGCUCUUAGAGGUCCGUCGCCAGGGCCGCGGCCUCCAGUUCCUAGUCGACUGGGAGGCUGUCCCUACAAGAAGCAAGAUUUUCUCUGUUACGUUAUCAUUCUGCAUCAACAUGUCUGGACGCGGCAAGGGAGGAAAGGGACUCGGAAAAGGAGGCGCCAAGCGUCACCGUAAAGUGCUGCGUGAUAACAUCCAGGGAAUCACCAAGCCCGCAAUCCGCCGUCUGGCUCGUCGUGGCGGUGUGAAGCGUAUCUCCGGCCUCAUCUACGAGGAGACCCGCGGUGUCCUCAAGGUGUUCCUGGAGAACGUGAUCCGUGAUGCUGUCACCUACACCGAGCACGCCAAGAGGAAGACCGUCACUGCCAUGGAUGUUGUCUAUGCCCUGAAGAGGCAGGGACGUACCCUGUACGGCUUCGGCGGUUAAACCAGUCCCUCAACCAACUAUAAACCCAAAGGCUCUUUUAAGAGCCACCCAAAUU